Molecule: messenger RNA, 1689 nt
Organism: Castor canadensis (American beaver)
Lineage: Eukaryota; Metazoa; Chordata; Mammalia; Rodentia; Castoridae
Source: RefSeq, a predicted model, not a curated record
GACAUCACUAUGCUAAACACCCACCAACAGUUGGUCAAGGCCACAUCAGUAAAACCAAGGCAGAACCUGCGGUCUCAGACUCCAGGGACAACCACAGGGCUACUCAAGCUUCUAUCCAGCCUCGCCCAGGCAGAGAAGAGGCCCCUGGGAAGUGGUGACCGUGUGCCAAGUCAAGACCAGCUAAAAAGAUCUCAGAGCACAGGGAAGACAGUAAAGAAGGACCGUAGGCCCCGAGAAAGGAACAAGAAGGGACAAGGUUCUGCUGAGGCUGAGGAUCUCUUCCCUUCUCCUGCUCGGAAACCCUCUUUCCCCUUCCAGUGGGCCUGGGAGAGCUUCAUCACAGAUGGCCAGGCUCUGCUUCAUUCAACCUCCCUUGAGGCCCCUGGCCACCAAGCCCUGUGGCCCUUGCCUUCAGCAGGCCCCCAGCUCAAGUCCAGGUGCAAAUCCACAGCCAACCUCCCAGAGACCUUUGGCUUCUGCCAGAAAUCAGAGGCGCAAAAGCAGGAGAGGAGACAGAAGCUGGGGACCGGUGGGUACAGCCUUCUCCUUCCUGGCAAAGCAGAGAACCAAGAGCUGGAGCCAUCCAGUGAGUAUGGCCUCUGGUCAUCAGGGAGGAGGUCAGAAUCAGGGUCAGGGUCAGGAUCAGGGUCUGAGGAGACUUUGGAGCUGGAAGGCUUGUGUGUUGAGGAGACCGAGAGGGUUCUGAGCCCCAAGGAACAGCCCCAGUUCCCCAGGAGUGACUUAAUCUUGGAAGAGGAACAGUUCUCAGAGGCGACAGAGGCUGAGGAAGGGGAGCAUAGCACGCCCUACAGAAGGAAGGACAGCUCUCAGAAGAAGGGGCAGAAUUCUGGAGAGGAGGCCUUGGAACAGGGGGAGCUUCAGGACGAGCGCCAGGGCAGCAGCUCGAGCUCCAACAACCUUCGAGGGCCGCAGAGGGGGAAAUCAAGGGCCAAGGAGAUGGAGGGGCCCUGGGACCUGGAAAAGCUGCACAGGCAGAUACAGCAAGAGUUGGACUGUGGCUCCUCAAAGCAGACCUGGAAGGCUUUGCGGGCCGCUGUCCAGGCCUCCAACAAAAGUGAAAAGGCCCAUACCUUGGGAGAUGAUGAAACUUUCCUGUCUGCCAACUUCCCCAAUCGAACCUUCCACAAACGACAGGAAGCCACCAGAAGCCUGCUGCAGUCCUGGGAGUGGCAGCAGCAGGAGGAGCGACAGCAGGCUGAGAUUCGCAGGGCCCGGGAGCAGCGGGUCCAGCAUCAGGUAGCUCGCUGCCUGGCGGCCUACACACCCCAAGGGAGCCGGGGCCCUGUGACAAGCCAGCGCAAGCUGGAGGAGCUGAGGCGCCAGGAACGACAACGAUUUGCUGAGUACCAGGCAGAGUUGCAGAGUAUCCGGCACCGGGUGAAGGCGCGGCCUUUCCUGUUCCAGCAGGCCAUGCAGACAAAUGCCCGGCUCACUGUGACCCGACGAUUCUCCCAGGUGUUGUCAGCACUGGGAGUAGAUGAGGAGCAGCUGCUGGCUGAAACAGGAAAGGGGCACACAGAGGGCACUUCCCAGAAGCCCAGGAGCCACCGACCAAUGGGGGUAAGAAUGAAGCCCUCUUCUCAGAGUCCCCCAAGGACAGAAUCCACCGGCAGCCAGCCUGGCAGGCCCUCCUCCCCCAGCCUGAAACCAGAGAAAUCCCCAAGAUAA